This is a messenger RNA of Brettanomyces bruxellensis, 1137 nucleotides long. RefSeq lists its product as uncharacterized. The record is from RefSeq and is a predicted model, not a curated record. NCBI's taxonomy places the organism in Eukaryota, Fungi, Ascomycota, Pichiomycetes, Pichiales, Pichiaceae. The coding region runs from base 1 to 1137 and encodes 378 amino acids. The transcript has a single exon.
AUGAGAAAUGGUGAAGAAAAACAAGGGAAAAAUAAAAGAAUUGCGAACGACUCAUAUAAAGGCGUUAAUAUUCCGAAAUAUCUUUGCGGCAAAUCAGAGGAUUCAAUCGAUCUUCAAAUCAGCUCGUUGACAUAUGUGUUUCGCUUGUAUCAGAUCAAUGCACUCGGUCCAUUUCUCAAACCUGAUGAACAUCAUCGUGGAUUUUACACAUUCAGCUAUGCCACAGAUCAAUAUAGUGACUGGAACACAUCCCUUAGCAAAGACAUAUUUAUCUGUAAUAACCGGUUGAACCGAAUAUAUAAUGUCUCCGAAUUCUUAGAAGCAUUGCUGGCUGAUCCCUAUAGAGUCUUGAUAGAUUAUCCCAAAAACAAAUUUAGGGCAAUGCUAAUACUAAGCGGGCCCCCGACUGAAUUAAAAGAACUUCCGAAGCUCAACAAAAACGAUCAUUUUGAGUUUAUAAUUCUUCGACCGGAGGAUCCAGACGAGCGAUAUGUUGAGGUUCUGACCAUACUCGCAAGCUUAUACAGAGAACAUCGAGUAAGCAUACAGCUUAAAAGGAAACUUGCCUUGAAAGUUCUGUCCUCACAGCGAGAGAAACAUCCGCUUCAUGUUAAAUUUACCAAAAAUGACCGUGCAAGCAUAAUUAGAACAUACCUUCAGAAAUUGGCGUUUCAUGUCCAGGUGGAACGAAUAUACAGAGCUACCUUGAAGACCAAGCAGAAACAUCUGAGGAAUGCUUUGCUGAAAUUUUCACCUCCCGAGUUGAAAAAACUCGAUAAUGCUAGAAAAUGGACAUGCUCGAAGAAGUCUGCAAACAUGAACACAACACCUAAGAAAAAACAACUACAGUUAUCUGCAUUGUGUGAGAGCUCACCAAAGUUGGAUGAAAACAUCAAGACUAGUCAAAUAGACUCAAAACCUCGAAGACAGUCGGGCUCAAUCGAACCUUUAGAAAGCAUAUGGGCAUCAGAUACCAAUUCAGACACUCACUUUAAACCAUCUGACUCGGAAUCAGCUGCAUCUAGUAGCAGUGGCUCUACGAGACCUUUUACUUCCGAAGAGAAGAAACUUUUCUACGAUCAGAGUAAAAUGGCUGUCAGAAUACGCAUUGAGAGGGAGAGACUCUGCCUCACAUAA